AUGGAAGGUCAUAGAGCUUGUGACUCAGUAGUGGUCACACAGCUGGCCAUUUCCACGGAGGAAAAGGAAUCCUAUCAUAUUUCCGCUAUCCAGAAUCUCCACUCUUUUGACCCUUUUGCUGAUGCAAGGAAAGGUGAUUAUCUGCUUCCUCCUGCCGCUGAGGAUUAUAUCCAUAUAAGAAUUCAACAGAGAAAUGGCAGGAAGACCCUUACCAUUGUCCAGGGGACUGCCAGUUAUGAUAAAAAGAAACCAUUAAGGGUGUUUAAGAACAAAUUUGCCUGCAGUGACACUGUAAUUGAGCCUUCAGAAUAUGGAGAAAUAAUUCAGCUACAGGAUGACCAGCGCAAGAACAUAUACCAGUUCCUCAUAGAGACUGGACUGGCUAAGGACGACCAGCUUAAGGCUCAUGGUUUUACUUUCCUGGAUUCUGAUAGAAGAGAACGGGAUAGGACAGUGGGAAAAAGUGAAUCAACAAUGAUAUCUCAGAGACACAAGUCAAGCAAGCCACAGAAAGCGAUGGUGUUGAAGGUGACUCAGCUGAAAGAUGCUAACCAUUGCAUAGCAUCAGGGCUUGCCAGAGAGGUUGCCGCAAAUUAA
Messenger RNA from Enhydra lutris kenyoni (northern sea otter), 597 nucleotides. RefSeq names its product eukaryotic translation initiation factor 1-like. NCBI's taxonomy places the organism in Eukaryota, Metazoa, Chordata, Mammalia, Carnivora, Mustelidae. Gene Ontology annotation, molecular function: RNA binding; ribosomal small subunit binding; translation initiation factor activity. The record is from RefSeq and is a predicted model, not a curated record. Gene Ontology annotation, cellular component: eukaryotic 43S preinitiation complex. Gene Ontology annotation, biological process: translational initiation.